This is a messenger RNA of Mandrillus leucophaeus (drill), 917 nucleotides long. It is a transcript of the gene TIMP1, whose product is annotated as TIMP metallopeptidase inhibitor 1. Lineage: Eukaryota; Metazoa; Chordata; Mammalia; Primates; Cercopithecidae. Gene Ontology annotation, biological process: negative regulation of membrane protein ectodomain proteolysis; negative regulation of endopeptidase activity. Gene Ontology annotation, cellular component: extracellular matrix. Gene Ontology annotation, molecular function: protease binding; metalloendopeptidase inhibitor activity. Bases 193 to 732 code for a protein of 179 amino acids. The transcript is spliced from 6 exons. The record is from RefSeq and is a predicted model, not a curated record.
UUUCGUCGGCCCGCCCCUUGGCUUCUGCACUGAUGGUGGGUGGAUGAGUAAUGCAUCCAGGAAGCCUGGAGGCCUGUGGUUUCCGCACCCGCUGCCACCCCCGCCCCUAGCGUGGACAUUUAUCCUCUAGCGCUCAGGCCCUGCCGCCAUCGCCGCAGAUCCAGUGCCCAGAGAGACACGAGAGAACCCACCAUGGCCCCCUUUGAGCCCCUGGCUUCCGGCAUCCUGUUGUUGCUGUGGCUGAUAGCCCCCAGCAGGGCCUGCACCUGUGUCCCACCCCACCCACAGACGGCCUUCUGCAAUUCCGACCUCGUCAUCAGGGCCAAGUUCGUGGGGACACCAGAAGUCAACCAGACCACCUUAUACCAGCGUUAUGAGAUCAAGAUGACCAAGAUGUAUAAAGGGUUCCAGGCCUUAGGGGAUGCCGCUGACAUCCGGUUCGUCUACACCCCCGCCAUGGAGAGUGUCUGCGGAUACUUCCACAGGUCCCACAACCGCAGCGAGGAGUUUCUCAUUGCUGGAAAACUGCAGGACGGACUCUUGCACAUCACCACCUGCAGUUUCGUGGCUCCCUGGAACAGUCUGAGCUUAGCUCAGCGCCGGGGCUUCACCAAGACCUACACUGUUGGCUGUGAGGAAUGCACAGUGAGUGUUUCCCUGUUUAUCCAUCCCCUGCAAACUGCAGAGUGGCACUCAUUGCUUGUGGACGGACCAGCUCCUCCAAGGCUCUGAAAAGGGCUUCCAGUCCCGUCACCUUGCCUGCCUGCCUCGGGAGCCAGGGCUGUGCACCUGGCAGUCCCUGCGGACCCGGAUAGCCUGAAUCCUGCCGGAGUGGAAGCUGAAGCCUGCGCAGUGUCCACCCUGUUCCCACUCCCAUCUUUCUUCUAGACAAUGAAAUAAAGAGUUACCACCCAGCA